Molecule: messenger RNA, 1470 nt
Organism: Polychytrium aggregatum
Lineage: Eukaryota; Fungi; Chytridiomycota; Chytridiomycetes; Polychytriales
Product: fragmin A
Exons: 10
Coding region: 159-1256 (365 amino acids)
Molecular function (GO): actin filament binding
Source: RefSeq, a predicted model, not a curated record
GCCGGCGGCGUUCCCUGGCCUGUUUCCGUUCUCUUGACUGUUGUCAGGACUGCAGACUAACAGGGCGCUGCUCAUCGCUUGUUUGACUCAUGAACGGCUGCUCUCCUGUCGUGGCUAUCGCCCCUGUCCAUCAUCGCGGCGUUUCCGUUCCGUUGUGAAUGCUUGGCUCCAUCGUCCAGCUCGACAAGAAGGCCCGUCUCGAUGCCAGCAACCACGAACGAGCCUGGGAUGGCGUUGGCCAGAAAGUCGAACUCCGUAUCUGGAGAAUCAAGCAGUUCGAGGUUGUUCCCGUCCCUGCGAAUGAAUACGGCCAGUUCUACUCUGGUGAUUCUUACAUCAUCCUCAACACCUGGAAGGACCCCAACGGCCCUCAGCUGCACUACGACGUCCACUUUUGGUUGGGCUUGAGCACCACCCAGGAUGAGGCUGGCACUGCUGCCUACAAGACUGUCGAGCUCGAUGACCAUCUCGGCACCCUCCCCAUCCAGCACCGCGAGGUUGAGGGCUACGAGUCCGACCUCUUCCGCUCGUACUUCAAGGUCAUUCGGAUCCUCGAUGGCGGCUUCGAGACGGGCUUCCACCAUGUCCAGGUCAAGGACUAUACUCCACGCCUGCUGCACUUCCACGGCCCCGAUCGCGGCGGCCUGAAGGGCAACGUCGUCCUGACCCAGGUCCCGCUCAGCUACAAGAGCCUGAACUCGGGCGAUACCUUCAUCCUGGACAAGGGCCUGGUCCUCAUCCAGUGGAACGGCAGCGCCUCCAGCCCUGCCGAGCGUGUUCGUGCAGCCCAGAUCUGCCGCCAGCUGGACGACGAGCGAAACGGUCAGGCCAAGGUCAUCGUCUUUGAGGAGAGCGACAACGACGCUUCGGAGUUCUGGGAGGGCAUCGGUGGACGCGGACCCAUCAAGAGUGCUUCGGAGGCCUACGUCCAGGGCACCGAGCCGUCGUUCACCAAGGUUCUGUACAGUAUCUCCAGACUCAGCGAGCCCGCCGCCGGCAACCUCAAGUUCAGCAAGGUCGCCGAGGGCACCGCCGUCCAGCGAGGUCUCCUCAACUCGGGCGACGUCUUCAUCUACGACGACGGAUCCCAUGUGUGGGCCUGGAUCGGCAAACACGCCAGCGCCAACGAACGUCGCCAGGCCAUGUCCUACGCCCUGGACUACAUCAACCAAAAUGCCCGCCCCAUCUACCUCACCGUUUCCCGUGUUAUCGAAGGCUCCGAGGGCAGCCACUUCUUCGAGGCUCUUGCCAAGUGAACAAAUGGUCCGUCGCCGCAAGCAAAAUGCUGGUCGGCGGUCGCCCCUGGCCAGCGUUGAUGGGCCUGCCUUGCCCCCGAUGCCCAGGAAUUGCGCCUCGGUGUCUCCACUCUCCUUUCCAUCGUCGAUCUCCCACAAUCUACGCCACAAAUAUGAGCAAUGCAUUCAUCCAUUCGGCCUGAGACCAGACAGAGGAUUAACCUGUGCUCCUCGA